Messenger RNA from Penicillium mononematosum, 444 nucleotides. RefSeq lists its product as uncharacterized. The record is from RefSeq and is a predicted model, not a curated record. Bases 1 to 444 code for a protein of 147 amino acids. The transcript is spliced from 2 exons. NCBI's taxonomy places the organism in Eukaryota, Fungi, Ascomycota, Eurotiomycetes, Eurotiales, Aspergillaceae.
AUGGAUGAUCCACGAUCACACAAUACAAUUCAAUGCUAUAACGAACAAAAUUCAACACGCAAGAGGCUGGCACAACUCGCCGAGGGCUACCGCGAGUUCCACGAGCAGGUGGCCAUGCGGUUCUCUAUGGAGCCCAGCGCAGAUAUCGCAGUCGAGCAUGCCACGCUGACGGAGUCGAUAGGCCAACGGAACGCGGUCCUUUCCCCGAUCCUGAAAAAGUUCUUUGAUUCGCGGCCCGAUCCGUUCCCCACAGAAUGUGACGUGGCCGCUGAGGUCGAAGACCACGGUACAACUUCUGGGUCAGCAGGCUGGAGAAUCAGGGUCGAUAUCGACGAGCUCAGUAGUGAUCUCCUGGUCCGCCUAGAAGUCAGUAUGAUGGGCGAAGAGCUCAAGGACAUCGCGUGGCAUCUGUUUCGUGAAAGCCCCCUAUCGUUCUUUGCGUAA